Molecule: messenger RNA, 912 nt
Organism: Penaeus indicus
Lineage: Eukaryota; Metazoa; Arthropoda; Malacostraca; Decapoda; Penaeidae
Exons: 5
Coding region: 349-912 (187 amino acids)
Source: RefSeq, a predicted model, not a curated record
AAAAUGUCAGGAUUUGUUAAUUAUGUAUGUGGGCGGGUCCGGGAGCAGCUGGACACGGCCCUCGCCAUCGUCUGCUGCCGAAUAACAACAACAGCGUUGCGAGCGUUCCUGUAAUGCGUCUUCCCCUCGCUUGUUAUGCCGAUUCUCUGCCAGUCACACUAAAUGACACCGUAUGAAAUAAAUACCUCACGAAUUUCGAUAAGACCGUGUCCCGAGCGGUAACGAGGGGGAAAAGGAGGCUGCGUAGAGGCGAAGGGACCGUGGCGAGGCCUUUCUGAAGAGCGUCGGGGUCGCGGGCGAGCUCGAGGCGCCGGCCAAUCAGCGGGCGCGGAGCUGCAAGGAAGGAAGAUGGCUGCCGCGGACGAAGAGGGCGGCCAGAGUGAUAGCAAAAAGGACGACCCAGCUUCACACGAGACGAGCAAGCAGUUUUCCACUAUUCAUCAGCAGGAAAUAGAGAACCAACUUGUGCGCCAAGGGGCUAGUUAUGAGAACCGUGUGAGUGCUGUUCUCUCUGGCUGGGAACACCUAGCUGGCACAGUGCAAGGAGACGUCAGUGAAGUGCAGCCACUUGCAACCUUCCUUUAUAAAUGGAGCUUGCGACUAAUUCUGCAGGGAGAAUGGCCAGGCCUGGCCCAGAUUGUGAAGACAAGACUUGGUGUCACUCUACAAAGGUGUUCCAAAGUAGCCAUCCUUGACCCCCUGUGUCGGACUCUCAUACCUCUCGUCUCUGACCCUUGGGGACACCCAACACUCAAGGCUAUCCUCUCUGAAGCAGAGGUUGAGGACAGUGAAGCCUCAAAAUAUAUUUCAAAUGAAUCUUGGGAGGUGGUUCGUGUUAGGGUGGACACUAUGGUGGAAUCACGCUGUGAGGAGCUGGCUUUUCGCGUGCUCAAGAUCUGUGUCAGGAUAUAA